Molecule: messenger RNA, 537 nt
Organism: Microthlaspi erraticum
Lineage: Eukaryota; Viridiplantae; Streptophyta; Magnoliopsida; Brassicales; Brassicaceae
Source: the annotation of a GenBank genome assembly
AUGAACUCCAUUUCGAGAGCAAGGUUUAUUGGAGCUCUUAGUGGACCUUUUCAAGCGAUUUCCAACACUUCCAUGUGGAAAAUCGCCUAUGACAUACAAGCCAGGGGUAGUGGUCAUGUAGCCUUAAGACCUCGACGCAAUCAGCUCCAAAGUGCACGGCGCUAUGAGCUCAGCACCCGAGAUUGCCAAAGUCCUCGCCGAGAUGAAAGAAGUCCUUUCACUCGUCGUAUCGCCGCGAUACCUCUAAGGGAUCAAACGGUUCUCUGUCUUCAGUUCUACAACAAGGGUGACGAUCCUCGAGGCUGGCUAAGAAACUUCGAGAUCGUCAUGAAAAGGCAAAAAUAUGCCUCCCCUGAAGAACAAGACGCAAAUUACUGCCAAGUGUUCAUCGAAUAUAUGAACAAAGACGCGACGAGCUGGUUUUCAAAUCUUCCCGCCGAGACCAUCGACAGCUUCGACGAUCUCAGCACGGCAUUCAUGAAACAUUUUCGCAUGUUUAUAUCAAAAGGCAGCACCAAUCUUUUCACUAUGGCAUAG